Molecule: messenger RNA, 2446 nt
Organism: Trypanosoma cruzi
Lineage: Eukaryota; Euglenozoa; Kinetoplastea; Trypanosomatida; Trypanosomatidae
Product: phosphatidylinositol (3,5) kinase, putative
Exons: 1
Biological process (GO): phosphatidylinositol phosphate biosynthetic process
Cellular component (GO): endosome membrane
Molecular function (GO): 1-phosphatidylinositol-3-phosphate 5-kinase activity
Source: RefSeq, a predicted model, not a curated record
ACUGUGUGAUGGGAAUCUUCCAGGAGAAGAGACAAAUGUAGGAAUGUCAUUUGGUGCGGCCCCAAAUUACAGUGUGCGCCAAGUCCGCGAGGUAUUUCCUUUUUACAACGAGGGAGAUGAGACACUGCUGGACUUCCUGACAGAGCGAGCCAGGGAGGGGGACUCGACGCGACUCAUUGUGCAUGGAAACAAGCGCAUUUGGGUUAGGACAUUUACGGACUUCAAGAACACUGACUUUCGGUGCCCGGAUGCCGAACAAAAUGAAUUGUCUUUUCGUUUUGCGCUACCAAAAUCAUCCGCAUUGUCUCAUCCGUGUGGAAAGGCUGAAGAAGGGACGCAUAUAUCGCCGGUAAUUGGCCGUGCCGUUUGUAAAAACUGCUUUCAUAGCAUGGGAAAUAGCUUGUUUGGCUCUCCGGCCGCUUGUUGCUCGCCACAUACACUUAACAUUUCGUGGGGAGCAUUUCUAGAACUUCUGAUUUACAGUUCAUCUCGGUUCACCCUGCGCUGCGGCCACAGUCUGAGCCAGGAGGCCUGCAUUUCUUUUGUUGUGUUCUCGCGUACUGGUGGGGAAGUCACUGUCAGCAUCAUCGUCGAGUCUCUCACUGUCUAUGAUGUCAUUACCCCACCGGAAAAAUUGCCGUCGGGUGUUGACACCCUCGAAUUAUAUUUGAAGACGGAAAAGGAAGAGCUGCUGCGUUGUGUCCAGAGCAUCGUUGGCGCCAUACAAGCAAUGACCGCGUCGCAAGCACAGCAGCAACAAGCAUCCGCAGUUCAGACUCAGCCUUCGCCGUCAAAUAAUCAACGAAUUCCUAAGCCUCCACUUGCUAAUUUAUUGAAUGGACGCGGAUUUGGGCUGGGGGAUUCCCCAGAAUUUGGCGAGGACAAAGGCAUGUUACUCCUACGGCGUGCAGCAGAUCUCCUUCUUCUCAUCCCUUCCUUGAAAACUGGAGAAGAUUUGACAAUUCUGCGUCUCAAUGAUUUGGCAAACCUGGUGUCGGACUUCCUUGAAUGGUACAAGAAUGGCGUGUUUUUAGCAGAACGGCGUAACGGAAAAGCGCCGACACUUAUGGAAAUUACAGCGUUUGAAGAUCAACAUUGGGCUUACUGCCCGCGUGGCCACUGUGGACUUCGGUUAAAUGAGCCCACUUCUCUUGUCGCGCUGACUCUUCAGGUCUCGGGACUUUCUCCUGGAAGUCAGCGCGAUUCUCUUUUGGGCUAUGUGAGAAAUGAUGUGCGACCGCUUUAUGAAACUGCAUCCAAGGAAAUUGCGCCUAAUGAUCAUGAUUCUAUUGUGGAUGAUAACGCGGAUAAUAAUGAGCCCAUGGCCUGUGCGGAGGAACGUGCCCAAGGAUUUCCUGAAGAAUCCAUGGCUAUUAUGCUCGGUAUUGAACCCUCCUUAUUACCGGACAUUGCACCCUCCUCAUUAUUUAUUUCUUCUGUACUUGAUGCCCUCGACAUUCUUGCCAAUCGGAGCCCCGCGUCAAAAACAACGUUUAAACAUGCCAUGGAUGUGAUGCUUCCAUGGGAUAAAAAUGGAGUAGCAACCGUGACGGUAGAAGUCAUGUUUCCUGAACAAUUUGCGGCGCUUCAAUACAUUUAUACGGGGGGCAGAGUGGAUGACAUGUUGCUUUCUCUCUCUCGCUCUCGCGCCAUUAAGCCGCAGGGGGGGAAAACGAAAUCGGAGUUUUUUAUCACGCUCGAUGAGCGAUUCUUGAUGAAACAAAUAAAACAGGCGGAGCUGAAGCAUUUCGCCGAGUUUGGACCCAAAUAUUUUUCAUACAUGUCUCACAUGUAUGGCAAAGCGGAAAAUCAUGGGAAACACGAUGCCACAUCAUACUGCAGUAGUGUCCUUUGUAAAAUUUUCGGAGUGUUUUCUAUACAUGUGAAGCGGGCGAAGCGUUUUUUGGAUACCCCAGCCGAAAUCCGUUACUUUGCUUUAAUGGAAAACGUCUUUUUCUCUCGCCGAGCUGAUGUCACUUACGAUUUAAAAGGAAGUCAACGAAAUCGUACGGCGGUGGAAGGGUCGUCUGUUCUUUUGGAUCAGGACCUCGUCAACACAUUGCGAAAAGGAGCCUUUUUUUAUUGCACAAACGACGUGAAAAGUAUUCUCAUGGACAGCUUGACGGCUGACGCCCAUUUGCUUUCAACGUCUUCUAUCAUGGACUACUCUCUCAUCGCCGCCCUCAACGAAGAUUCUCGUCAGCUUUGCCUUGGUGUGAUUGACUACCUCCAUCCCUACACAGGUGUGAAGGUAAUCGAAUCAAAGGUCAAGGCGGGGAUCGACACGGUCCUUGGCCAUGCCGGUCGCGACCCCACAAUCAUUGACCCAGUCAGCUACAGAAUUCGGUUCGCGAGAUGGUUGGAGGGCUGCUUUUGCGGGGUGCCCGACAAAUCAUUCGCCGUACGACGCGCCAUGGCAAAAGAAAAUCGACGAAUAAACAAAUGA